UCUUUCGGAGGCUUUGACCAUUCAUUUCCGGCAAGUUUUAAUUGACCAAGAACAGGAAAAACAAAAUUCAGAGCAAGAAAAAACUAACUACCAAACUAUUAUUCAAAAUCUCGAAAUUGCUAAAAACAAAAAGGAAAGCGAAGCAACUCACUUAUCUUCCCUACUUGCCAAAAUAGAAAAAGAACGUGAUGAAGCCCAAAAACAAAGAGAUUUGCGACCGGACAUUACUAAUCAAGACUAA
This is a messenger RNA of Entrophospora sp. SA101, 241 nucleotides long. The record is from the annotation of a GenBank genome assembly. Lineage: Eukaryota; Fungi; Glomeromycota; Glomeromycetes; Entrophosporales; Entrophosporaceae.